ACAAAGUCGAAAGCAGCAGCAAAAUGAUUUUUCUAAAAUUAACAAAAAGAUAAAUGAACUUAAAAGACACAUGAAAUAGCUUCUUUUAAUUAAAUUCAAAUAUUAAGUAGUUUUUUUUUCAUUUGGUUUGUUCAUCUCGGGAACUAAAAUUACAUCAAUCAUCAUGGAGGAUUUAUUAUCAAUGAAAUGGAAUAAUUCUGCAAAUGUCAACAAGACAUUCAUGCAUCCCCCAGUUAUUGAUCCAGAAAGUGAAUAUGUGCCGUAUAGCGAAAGGGUGGAAACUUAUUUGGUGCCAGCUGUUUUUGCGAUAAUAUUUAUUGUCGGUGUGAUUGGAAAUGGAACUUUGGUUGUGAUAUUUUUUCGACAUCGGGCAAUGCGUAACAUUCCGAAUACAUACAUUUUAUCACUGGCACUAGCGGACCUUUUGGUGAUUAUUAUUUGUGUACCUUUGGCCUCUGUGCCAUAUGUGCUGGAUUCAUGGCCAUGGGGUGCAACGCUGUGCCGUGUCACCGAAUGUGCUAAGGACAUUUCAAUUGGAGUUUCUGUGUUUACGUUAACAGCUCUUUCUGGUGAAAGAUAUUGUGCCAUUGUGAAUCCAUUGAGAAAAUUGCAGACUCGUCCUUUGACAGUUUUAACUGCCACAUUGAUAUGGAUGUUGGCGAUUUUAUUUGCUACACCAGCGGCACUCAUCUCGGAUACACAGGAUGUACAAUUGCCAAAGAAUUUGACAAUAACUUAUUGCUCACCAUUUGGGGAUUAUCCAAAUCAUUCGCCAUAUGCAAAAUACACGGUUGUGGCAAAAGCGUUCGUCUAUUAUUUGCUUCCACUUUCCAUAAUUGGAGCCCUUUACAUACUGAUGGCAAACCGAUUGCACAUUAGCGCCAGAGAGAUGCCUGGCGAGGCAUUAGGUAUGCAAAGUAGGGCACAAGCUCGUGCUAGGCGUCAUGUUGCACGCAUGGUGGUUGCAUUUGUGGUUGUGUUUUUCGCGUGCUUUUUUCCAUCACAUUUAUUUUCAUUGUGGUUUCAAUUGAAUCCACAAUCGCAAGAAGAAUUUAAUGACUUUUGGCAUGUUACGAGAAUAAUUGGAUUUUGCACAAGUUUCCUGAACUCCUGUGCCAAUCCGGUAGCAUUGUAUUGCGUCUCAGGGGUAUUCCGUCAGCAUUUCAAUCGUUAUCUAUGUUGCUGGUGCUGUAAGCCAGCUCCACGUAACCGACAGCAUUCCACAACUGGUGCCCUAGAUACCAGUAUCAUGUCAACACGUCGUUCAACCAACUAUACUCGCUCCUCGUUGCACAUGAACAAUAAUUCCGGAGGACAUCUCAACUAUCACAACCACAAUAAUUUCCAGCGGCAGCAGUCGUUGCAAAUGCAACAUAGCGUCAUAAAUAGCAAUGGUGGCUCGUCACCAACGCAAAGCAUUAUUUUAAGUGACAAAAGGUGAGGAACAGUUGCCAUGAUGCUUCAAAGUGAUUUCCUUUAAGAAAAAAAAAAUAAUAAUAAUAAUAAUAAUAAUAAAUAUCUAUAAUACCCCCCCAAAAUGGAAAAAGCUUUGAAUUGUUAUGGCACCAAGAAGGUUGAUGUUUAGAAAACUAAUUUAAUUGAAAUUUAAAAUUGUAAAUAUUAAUAAAAAAAAAUACCUUAAGAAAUUAUUAUUAAAUUAUAUUUAAAAAAAAAACAAAAAUAUUUAAGUGAUAUUAUUAAAGCUUAAGAAAUUGUGUAUAAAAUAUUUUAGUAAUUUGUCUGUGUAAAAUGUAAAUAUGUAAUUGUAUACUUUAAAAAAAAAAAAGGUAUUGUGGAGCACUUUUAGAUUGUAUAGC
This is a messenger RNA of Episyrphus balteatus (marmalade hoverfly), 1817 nucleotides long. RefSeq names its product neuropeptide CCHamide-2 receptor-like. NCBI's taxonomy places the organism in Eukaryota, Metazoa, Arthropoda, Insecta, Diptera, Syrphidae. Bases 164 to 1441 code for a protein of 425 amino acids. Gene Ontology annotation, molecular function: G protein-coupled peptide receptor activity. Gene Ontology annotation, biological process: G protein-coupled receptor signaling pathway. The record is from RefSeq and is a predicted model, not a curated record. Gene Ontology annotation, cellular component: membrane. The transcript is spliced from 6 exons.